Messenger RNA from Verruconis gallopava, 1794 nucleotides. RefSeq lists its product as uncharacterized. The transcript is spliced from 2 exons. NCBI's taxonomy places the organism in Eukaryota, Fungi, Ascomycota, Dothideomycetes, Venturiales, Sympoventuriaceae. The coding region runs from base 287 to 1711 and encodes 474 amino acids. Gene Ontology annotation, molecular function: oxidoreductase activity. The record is from RefSeq and is a predicted model, not a curated record.
AUCACGUACAGCUUUGUCUGGGAUGUUCGGAUACCGUUGGAAAGGAUGCGAGACAUGAUCUGUAGCUCCUCAUAUAUGUCUCAUCUUCCUACUAUGGAGUUACUUUGAGCUGACCUGUGUUCAAGCUUUCUUAACACUGCACGUUUCUUAAUUAACCUUCCAUAUUUGACGACGCUAAAUUUGAGUCUCAUGAUCAAGUUUUCUACCGCUUAGUCGCAUUAUAUAUCGAUUCUGUUCUUUACUUGGAAGUGAGAUCUGUACCGUCGCCACAUUGCACCCGGCCGAAAUGAUUGCGCCCAAAAUAUCAAAGGGUAUGAGCCCAGUGAAGUUAACGGUGUGGGACUAUACGUUCGAACUCACGGAUGAGCAUCCGACGCCAGAGGUGAUGAAUCCCAUGAAGUUCACCUACGAUAAAUUGGGGGAGGACUGCUAUAGACGUUUGAAUGACAUUUCGCCACCAAAUAAUGGAGUGCUUCCACGACUAAGCUCAAGUCAAUCUACUCAAAAUAACAACAAAGGGGAACACAAGCCUCACCGAGAUUUGUACCAAAUUCUCAAAGACAACCGUGAAUCGGAUCCUGUCCUGGGUGAAUUUUGGAGGCAGGUCAGCACCGUACCAGACUGGGUCGAUUGGGAUCAAAUCGCUCGCGGCCAGGAUGUGUUCUAUCGAUAUGGAGCCGCAAAUUUGACCGGCCUCACCUACCAAAGUUUGCUGGGUGGUAUGGGAGCUGGAAGAGUUGUAGAAACUCUUGCACGGACAGGCGGCUUCAAUACCAAAGUAGCCCGACGUCGACUGUUUGAGACAACACAGCAUAUCCUGCAGGUCACCAAAUCACUCGAAGCAAUCCAGCCUCUUGGUGAAGGCUGGGCCUCCACUAUUCGAGUCCGCCUCCUACACUCGGCCGUCCGAGAACGUAUCAUGAAGCUAGCUAGUCAACGACCAUCAUAUUACAAUGUCGAGAAAUUCGGCAUCCCGAUCAAUGAUCUCGACUCCAUUGGCACUAUUGGUACUUUCAGCGCAUCCUUAGUGUGGAUAUCUUUACCGCGGCAGGGAAUAUAUCUACGUGAGCAAGAGAUCAAAGACUAUUUUGCACUAUGGCGAUAUGUCGCCUAUGUCAUCGGAACACCUGAUGAAGUAUUCGCUGACCAAGCUGUCACGCGACGGUGGAUGCACUCACUUCUUCUUUAUGAGGUUCAACCAACGGAUAUGAGUGGUGUCCUUGCUGGCAACAUAAUAAAAUGCCUGCAAGGUAUCCCACCGCUUUAUACCUCAAAGGAAAUGCUCACUGCAUCCGCACGCUGGCUCAAUGGAGACACACUUUGUGAUAAGCUCGGUCUUGAGCGUCCAUCGAAAUAUUAUACCUUCCUUAUGGCAGGUCAGUGCGUGUUUUAUAUGUUCUUGGCCUACUCCAAUCGCCUUUCCCGGGAUUGGGAUCAGAAGCAUAUUGCAUUCUUGAGGAAGGCUUUUUGGGCUAUGAUUGUGGAACACAAGAAUGGGUUGGAAGGCAAGCAAACGGUCUUUGACAUGAAAUAUAUUCCCGAUUUCAAUACUUUGACGGACGGUAACGAAAGCGAUGAACUCAAGACUCACACCGGUGAAAUUGAGAGACGCAACUUGAGAUGGAUGCUCAUGGCAAUCGGAGGGAUGCUUGGUAUUUCACUUGUUAGCGCUAAGAUCAUAAGUGUUGCCUUUAAAUCUUUGUCUUCUUAAGCAGAACAUAUCCUGUACUUUUAGAAUGUAAUACCUUUUACAUUUUCGAGCGAUUUUGAAGUUUUUACAAUAAACUAUGGCAG